This is a messenger RNA of Cylicocyclus nassatus, 1113 nucleotides long. The record is from the annotation of a GenBank genome assembly. Lineage: Eukaryota; Metazoa; Nematoda; Chromadorea; Rhabditida; Strongylidae.
GUAUUUUCCUCUUGUUAGCUUUCGCCGUUUCCGUUGCAUUGGCAAUGUGUUUAUCGCCUUUAUCACUGAUUUGUUUAUUGCAGGUGGCCCUUUGGGGCUCGGGCCACCCAAGGAGCCCCUCCCCAUCUUCCGCUGGGGCCUUUUCCGGAUUAGUGGUUCACUUGGAGAUUACAGUCCAAUGAACGACUGAUUAUGUAUCUGAUUCGGAUACAUAGUCUGUGGCAAACUACCGAUUGUUGCAGGCAGGUUUCGAACCGCGCCGGAACUCGCCUGUACUCGUCGCAGUGCGGUAUCGAAGUUAAAGGAAACAAAUGUCCUAAACCAAUAAAGACGUGGGCGCAGUGCGGUGUCGAAUUUAAGAUAUUGCAGCAGCUGAAGAAGCACAACUUCGCUAAACCUCCGCCGAUCCAAGCACAAGCAAUUCCUUGCAUUAUGGCCGGACCUGAUCUAAUUGGAGAGUUUGACAUCUGGGAAGCUUUGGAGCGGGCGCUGUUUCAUUACCGAUUUGGGAGAUGGCGACUUGAAUUCUACAAUGUGUGUUCUCAUAAAUCCUAUUCCGAGAAUUUACCCGGAGUAUAUACUCUGCCAUUGCUGGCUAUGCUAACAAAACAGUUUCGAAGGAUGGCCAAGAAGAGAUACGUCGUGAAAAAAUGCCCAAAACCGCACUGCGCAGCGAAGAAGAUGCUAGGAAAAGGAAGGAAAAUGCGCUGGGUACAAUUCAAAAAAUACCAUUCUAACCAAAGUAAUCAAGCAAUCGCAAGCAAACGAAGCGAACAGAGACGCGCUGUUGACGUCACUAAAAGCAACAAAAGAGGAAAAGUUGUUCGAGACUAUCACCCACAAUCCAACUCACACGACAAAAAAGUUGCAGUGUCUAUGGGAUUCUAUAUGCCACAUGGAAUCCAUGUAGACCGGGAUGGCUAUUUGUACACUAUAGACGUGGGAUCGCAUACUGAAGCCAAAUGGAGGAUUAAUGGAAACGGUGACGGACUAACGGAUACACCAACAUCGAUGAAUCUGUCGCUGAACACUGCGUGGAGUCAACGCUGGGAUUCUAGACUCCAGAAUUUCAUCGGCGUGGCUAAGGAGUCUGCCAAGAGCUCGCCACCACUG